Molecule: messenger RNA, 483 nt
Organism: Hermetia illucens (black soldier fly)
Lineage: Eukaryota; Metazoa; Arthropoda; Insecta; Diptera; Stratiomyidae
Gene: RpL36A
Product: 60S ribosomal protein L44
Exons: 3
Coding region: 126-440 (104 amino acids)
Biological process (GO): translation
Cellular component (GO): cytosolic large ribosomal subunit; ribosome
Molecular function (GO): structural constituent of ribosome
Source: RefSeq, a predicted model, not a curated record
GUUUUCAAAUUCAACAUUCAACUAACUUCAUACUGUUUACAUCAGGUGUUCAAGAAAGAGAGGAGCGUAUUGACUUCCGGCCAGUUCUUUCACGUCAAGUUUCCUUUACGAAGUAAACUGUCAAAAUGGUUAAUGUACCAAAACAACGUCGUACAUUCUGCAAGAAGUGUAAAGUGCAUAAGUUGCACAAAGUAACACAAUACAAGAAGUCGAAGGAACGCAAGGGUGCCCAAGGACGAAGACGUUACGACAGGAAACAGCAAGGUUUCGGUGGCCAGACCAAACCUAUCUUCAGGAAGAAGGCUAAGACCACCAAGAAAAUCGUACUCCGUAUGGAAUGCACAGAUUGCAAAUAUCGCAAGCAAACCCCCCUGAAGCGUUGCAAACAUUUCGAAUUGGGUGGAGACAAGAAGAGGAAGGGACAAAUGAUCCAGUUCUAAAUGUUUUUUAUGAAAAAAUAAAUCCUUAAAAUACACCCAAAAA